AUGGCAGCAGUUCCUCUAGGGGAAGAAGAAGCAGCAGCUGCGAUUGCGACUAUUGCCGCUGUCAACAUGCUCAUCGAUGAUGAGGACGAGGAAGAAGAACAAGAAAUUUUACGACGCUUAUUAGCUGGCGUAAGGGAAGUAAUUCCAAAGACAGAAAAUUUUUUCGAAGAGAUUGCAAUAAUUGAAGAAGAUUUGGAAAGGCCUUAUUCGAAUAUCUCUGCAAGGAAAAAAUUAUCCGUCGCUCUUUGGUAUUUCGGUAAUCAGGAUGUAUACCGGUCUAUAUGUGACAGAUUCGGCAUUUCAAAAUCUACUGGUUGGGAAUGUGUCAUGGAGGUCGCCAGAGCACUUUCUGCACGUGCACCUAAUUUUAUUGCAUGGCCAACUGCUGAGGAGAUUCCUACAAUUGCACGAGACUUUGAGGCAAUUGCCGGUUUUCCGGGAGUCAUUGGACUAAUUGAUGGCUCCCAUGUUAGAAUCAACGCGCCUCACGAAUUUCCGGACAGCUACAUAAACAGAUACGGGUUCCACUCGAUCAACGUUCAGGGAAUAUGCGAUUCACAAAUGCGUUUCAUUGACAUUUACUCAACUUGCCCGGGUAGCGUCAAUGGUACAAGAGUGUAUCAGCUAAGUCCGAUCAGAGAAGAAAUAGACCAAAACUACGAACGUUAUUUCCCUGAUCAAACGCACCUUCUUGGCGAUAAAAUAUAUUAUCCCGUUCAAUUCAACUUGUUGCCUCCAUACAAGGACAACGGUCACUUGACGGAGCAAGAGAGACAUUUCAACAUAAUUCACUCUCGAACGCGACAAAUGAUCGAAAGGUCGUUUGCGCUUUCGAAGAAUCGCUUUAGACGUUUGAAAUGUUUGUAUGUGCAAAACAUCGAAUAUGCAUCAUUAAUAAUUCUGGCAUGUUGUAUAUUGCAUAAUAUAUGCAUUUCCCUCAAUGACGAUUUAGAUGAGGUCGAUGCCGAAAACCAGGCUGACGGAAACGUAAAUGAUGAACCAGAAGAGCCAGGCAAUGAACAGUUUAACGCUGUAAUUAAGCGCCGAAUUAUUGCGGAGGAGUUGUUUCAUCGCAGAAGGCAAUAA
Molecule: messenger RNA, 1086 nt
Organism: Leptopilina boulardi
Lineage: Eukaryota; Metazoa; Arthropoda; Insecta; Hymenoptera; Figitidae
Product: putative nuclease HARBI1
Exons: 3
Coding region: 1-1086 (361 amino acids)
Source: RefSeq, a predicted model, not a curated record